AUGUGGAGAGUUCAAGACAGAGGAUGCUUCGGGAUUUUGUCGAUCCCCGUGAUGAUGGCCAUGGUUUGUUAUGCACAGAGAGUUAAUGAGUCCAGCAACAUGUCAUAUGUGAAAGACACCGUGGAUAACUUGCUGAAAGGAUAUGACAUUCGUUUAAGACCAGAUUUCGGAGGUCUCCCUGUGGACGUUGGUAUGAACAUAGAUAUUGCCAGCAUAGACAUGGUCUCUGAAGUAAAUAUGGAUUACACUCUGACAAUGUACUUUCAGCAGUCCUGGAGAGACAAAAGACUAUCUUACUCUGGAAUACCUCUGAACCUCACUCUAGACAACAGGGUAGCUGACCAGCUCUGGGUUCCUGAUACCUACUUUAUUAAUGACAAGAAGUCAUUUGUACAUGGAGUUACAGUGAAAAAUCGAAUGAUUCGCCUGCACCCGGAUGGCACAGUCCUCUAUAGCUUGAGAAUCACAACCACAGCAGCAUGUAUGAUGGACCUGAGGAGGUAUCCCUUGGAUGAACAGAACUGCACACUCGAAAUAGAAAGCUAUGGGUACACAACAGAUGACAUUGAAUUUCAGUGGACAGGUGGUAACUAUGCAGUCACAGGAGUAGAAAAGAUUGAACUGCCACAGUUUUCCAUUGUCGAGUACAAGAUGGUUUCAAAGAGAGCAGUUUUUGCUACAGGUUCUUAUCCAAGAUUAUCACUGAGUUUUCGACUGAAAAGAAAUAUUGGCUAUUUCAUCUUGCAAACAUACAUGCCCUCAACUUUAAUUACAAUUUUGUCAUGGGUGUCCUUCUGGAUCAAUUAUGAUGCUUCUGCUGCAAGAGUUGCGCUAGGAAUCACAACUGUACUUACCAUGACAACUAUCAGCACUCACCUCAGGGAAACCCUUCCCAAGAUCCCCUAUGUUAAGGCCAUUGACAUUUACUUGAUGGGUUGUUUUGUCUUUGUAUUCCUGGCUUUAUUGGAGUAUGCCUUUGUCAACUAUAUCUUCUUUGGAAGAGGGCCGCAGCUUCAGAAGAAAGCAACUGAGAAAGCCACACAGCCCCAUGUGAAGAGCAGAUUGGGAGCCAACAAAGCUCAGGUGGAUGCCCAUGGAAAUAUUCUCCUAACGACCCUUGAAAUUAGGAAUGAAGUGACAGCUUCUGAGGUGUUGACGAAUAUCAAUGAUCCAAGAACGACCAUGUUUUCUUGUGACAGUGCCAACAUCCAGUACAGAAGGCCAGCUACAAGCAGGGACAGCUAUGGUAGAAGCACAAUAGAAAGGCACAUGGUUCAGAAGAAGGGACGGUUACGGCGACGAACGUCACAACUGAAAAUUAAAAUCCCAGAUCUGGCUGAUGUGAAUGCCAUAGACAGGUGGUCACGGGUGGUCUUUCCUGUUACAUUUGGAUUUUUUAACUUGGUUUACUGGCUCUACUAUGUGCACUAG
Messenger RNA from Carcharodon carcharias (great white shark), 1431 nucleotides. RefSeq names its product gamma-aminobutyric acid receptor subunit beta-1-like. Gene Ontology annotation, biological process: nervous system process; signal transduction; monoatomic ion transmembrane transport. The record is from RefSeq and is a predicted model, not a curated record. Gene Ontology annotation, molecular function: GABA-A receptor activity; extracellular ligand-gated monoatomic ion channel activity; neurotransmitter receptor activity. The transcript has 9 exons. Lineage: Eukaryota; Metazoa; Chordata; Chondrichthyes; Lamniformes; Lamnidae. The coding region runs from base 1 to 1431 and encodes 476 amino acids. Gene Ontology annotation, cellular component: synapse; neuron projection; GABA-A receptor complex.